AUGGGCCGAAAGGAACUAGGUAUUUCCUCCAAGGAGUAUAACGAUGCAUUGGUCCUGGAAAGAUUGUUUAAUAUCACUAACAAGGUUAAAUGUUCAACUUGCAUGCUUAUGCGUCCCUCCGCUGUUGAUUUUAAUAGUUUUGAAUUGCUAUGCGACACCUGCUCAUCAAGGUCUAAAACUGUCUCAAAAAUUGGCUCUGAUAGUAUCUCUAUGAGGACAGUACUUGAACUAGAACGCAAGUAUAAGAUCAAUGACCAUUCAUCUACCAAGCACAGGCAUAAAGAUCGCGUGAAUGGUGGUAUCAAUAAUAAGAGCCCCAAGGGCAAUGACAAGCAUGACAAGCAUGGCAAGCAUGCUAAAAAAUUCUCAGAAAAUCGCAAAACUGGUAACUGUAGCUCUUCUAUCUCCUCUAUCUCACCAAUUGAAUCAGAUGUGGAGGCGUUUGGCAAAGGCAGGGCAGGCUCCAACACCAACGCCAACUAUCAGAUGUACGAUAACCCCGGAAAUUUUCCUGGGAUGGCUGGUCUAAUGGCCAAUAAUUAUAAACAAUCUAACCCAUUCAGAUGCCCUGUUAUUCCCUUUACUGCACAAUCUCCUAAUGAGACAAUGAGUUGCAACGCCUUACCCAGUAGUAACGUGCACUAUCUGGGAUCGCCGCAUCAGCUAAACCCUAACAUUGGACAUCAAUCACAAUAUAAGAACUAUUCGCAAAUCCAGUAUUUCAAUAAUCCGCAGCAAGCGUCUGUUAGGCUUGGUAUCCCCAGGAACAGCGAUAACAAUAUAUCAAAAAACCCAUUUGCUCAAGAUGUAUAUGAUAACAGAUCACAUCCAAGACGGCAAUUUUAA
This is a messenger RNA of Babesia microti strain RI, 846 nucleotides long. Its product is annotated as conserved Plasmodium protein, unknown function. Lineage: Eukaryota; Apicomplexa; Aconoidasida; Piroplasmida; Babesiidae. The transcript has a single exon. Bases 1 to 846 code for a protein of 281 amino acids. The record is from RefSeq and is a predicted model, not a curated record.